This is a messenger RNA of Striga hermonthica, 1341 nucleotides long. The record is from the annotation of a GenBank genome assembly. NCBI's taxonomy places the organism in Eukaryota, Viridiplantae, Streptophyta, Magnoliopsida, Lamiales, Orobanchaceae.
AUGGGUCAGGGGCUUAGCUGCGGAAGUAAUGAAGAGAAGGAAUAUUUUAUUGCAGUUCGGUUUGGGCAUUUAGCAACCGUUGAGCAAGUAUUGGAAAGGGAUUCCACUUUUGUUCACCAUUACACGGCCUACGAUCGCAACUCGGCUUUGCAUAUUGCUGCUGUCCAUGGCCAGAUCGAGGUUCUUUCGUUGCUUCUGGACCGAUCUGUGAAGCCGGAUUUGUUAAAUCGUCACAAGCAGACUCCAUUAAUGUUGGCUGCAAUGCAUGGCAAGAUCUCCUGUGUGAUGAAGCUAAUUGAAGCUGGUGCUAAUAUUUUAAUAUUUGAUUCACUUAACGGAAGAACGUGCUUGCAUUACGCCGCAUACAAUGGCCACUCGGAUUGCCUUGGACUCAUACUUUCUGCAGCCAGAACCUCCCAAGUGGCUUCUUCUUGGGGAUAUUCUCGUUUCGUAAACAUUAGAGAUGGAAAAGGGGCAACACCGUUGCAUUUGGCAGCCCGUCAAAGGCGGCCUGAAUGUGUUCACGUGUUGUUGGACAGUGGAGCUCUCGUUUGUGCUUUAACAAGUGGAUAUGGCUUUCCGAGUAGCACACCCCUUCAUUUGGCUGCAAGAAGUGGUUCUCUUGAUUGUAUAAGAGAAUUGCUUGCUUGGGGUGCUGACCGGCUUCAAAGAGAUGCAUCCGGGAGAAUACCAUACACAAUAGCUUUAAGGAAUAAGCAUGGAGCAUGUGCAGCUUUGCUGAAUCCCUCAUCCGCAGAGCCCCUUGUUUGGCCUUCACCUUUAAAAUUCAUAAGUGAGCUUAAUGACGAGGCAAAAAGCCUUCUAGAGAAUGCACUUAUGGAGGCUAACAGGGAGCGGGAAAAGGCCAUCUUAAAGGGAACGGCUUACUCAAUGCUAUCACCAUCAGCAUCUGACCCUGAGACUGAUAAUGUGUCUGAGGUUAGUGAGACGGAGCUUUGCUGCAUAUGUUUCAACGGGUCAUGUGGCAUCGAGAUCCAAGAGUGCGGGCACCAAAUGUGUGCCCACUGCACGCUUGCCUUGUGCUGCCACAAUAAGCCGAACCCGUCAACCGCUUGCCCCUCGGUGCCCGUUUGCCCCUUCUGCAGGAGCAACAUUGUAAGACUAGUUGUUGCCAAUGUUGAAACUGGAAAAGAAAAGGAGCGUGACAUAAGCAGCUUCACAAAGCCCCGCAAAUCUUGGAGGUCAAGGAACUCGAGCGAAGGGAGUAGCAGCUUCAAGGGUUUAUCUGCUAUAGGCUCGUUCGGAAAAAUGGGCCGCGGUUCAGGCCGGAUAGUUGCUGAGAAUGAGUGGGUCGAUAAGCCCUUGAGCCUCGAUACAUAG